Molecule: messenger RNA, 2669 nt
Organism: Sardina pilchardus (European sardine)
Lineage: Eukaryota; Metazoa; Chordata; Actinopteri; Clupeiformes; Clupeidae
Gene: prkg1l
Product: protein kinase cGMP-dependent 1, like
Exons: 20
Coding region: 197-2269 (690 amino acids)
Biological process (GO): protein phosphorylation
Molecular function (GO): cGMP-dependent protein kinase activity; ATP binding; protein tyrosine kinase activity
Source: RefSeq, a predicted model, not a curated record
GAAAAACAUCGCGGCGGACAGAUGAUUGUACGUUUCUGUCUUUGGAUAAUUGUAAGAAUAAAAUGUAACGGACAUACGUCUACUCGUUCGUGUGCUAGAAACUGCAUCUCUCUCUUUCGACUCUUUUAAGUCGAAUUCAACUGGGAAACAGGUGUUACAAGUCAGCACAGUGUCCUCUGCCCUCUGUCCUGAGGCGAUGGGCACCCUGAGAGACCUCCAGUUCGCCCUGCAGCUGAAGAUAGAGGAGCUCCGGCAGCGGGACACACUGAUCGACGAGCUGGAACUGGAGCUGGACGCUAAGGACGACCUCAUCCGCCGCCUGCAGGGGGAGCUGGACCGCAUGCGGGUCAGUCUCAGCACCCCUGGGUCCUCCGCUGCAGGGUGCCUGGCGCUGCGUAACUCCUCCCAGAGGAUGAAGAGGAGGGCAGUGGUGGCAGAGCCGCCGAGCUGGGACGACAAGCAGCCUCCUCAGCACACAGCGUCGCCGUCGCCGUCGAGUCACAGCAAAAGCCCAGAGUCUCAGGAACUGAUUAGGGGGGCUCUGAUGGAAAAUGGCCUCACCAAACACCUGGAGCGGGGGCAGAUCCUGGCAAUAGUGGACUGCAUGUACGCCACAACAGUCAGCCAAGGCUCAUGUGUCAUUCGGGAGGGCGAGAAUGCUUCCCUCGCGUAUGUCAUAGAAGAGGGGAAGAUGGAGGUCACCAGGUCGGGCCACAGGCUGCAGACGUUAGAGGCGGGCGCACUGUUUGGAGAGCUGGCCCUCCUUCAUAACCACACACGCUCAACCACGCUCACAGCCGUAAUGAACUGCAAGCUGUGGGUCAUAGAUCGCCCGUCGUUCCAGUCCAUUAUGCUAAAGAGUGGCCUCCUAAGAAUCUCGCAGUCGCUGGAUCUCUUACGCAGUGCGCCUUGCUUCCGGUCAUUACCAGAGGAGGCUCUGCUGAAGGCGUCGGAUGCCCUGGAGGAGUGUCAUUACAGUGAGGGCGAUUACAUCAUCCGCCACGGCUCCCCGGGAGACUCGUUCUUCAUCGUGAGCCAAGGCCAGGUGAAAGUGACAGAGAGGAAGUCUAUCAGUGAUGAGCCGACGUGCCUGUCCACACUGAGCAGAGGAGACUGGUUUGGAGAGAGAGCCCUUCGCGGGGAGGAAUCGAGGAUUGUAAGCGUCAUGGCAGCCGGUGAUGUAACGUGCUUGGUGAUAGAGAGAGACUCUUUCAGGAAACUAAUGGGUAAUUUGGAAGAUGACAACAAAAUUGGACGUGACAACAAAGAGAGUAAAGCAAGGUGUGAAGAGGAGGAAGUGUCUUUCCCACCUGACACCUCCCUCGGUGACCUGCAGGUGAUCUGCUGCCUUGGAGAGGGCCAGUUCAGCACCGUAGAGCUGGUGCAUUUCAAAGGUGACUUGCGUCGUCAAUACACUUUGAAGAUCAUCCGAAAGCAUGCAGUACUCAGCUCUGGCCAGCAGGGGCGCCUUCAGACUGAGAGACGCAUCAUGUUGGAAGCAAACUGCCCUUUCAUAGUCAGGUUGCACAAGACCUUCAGAGAUGCAGACUGUUUGUACAUGUUACUGGAGGCUUGUCUGGGAGGUGAACUCUGGACCCUACUGAGAGAAAGGGGCACGUUCGACGAUGCCACUACACAUUUCUACACCGCCUGUGUUGUGGAGGCGCUCUCGUACCUGCACAGCCGUGGCAUCGUCCACAGAGACCUGAGACCGGAGAACGUUCAUCUGGACCAGCACGGCUAUGCAAAGCUGGUGGGUUUCGGUUGUGCCAAGAAGAUUGGAUCACGGAGGAAGUCCUGGACAUUCUGUGGCAGCACUGGCUAUGUGGCUCCUGAGAUGAUCCUGUGCAAAGGCCAUACAACCUCAGUGGACUACUGGGCCCUUGGCGUGUUUAUUUACGAGUUGCUCAGUGGGAGCCCUCCAUUUUCAGCGUCAGACCCAAUGAGGACGUAUACGGCCAUCCUUCAAGGCAUCGAUGCAGUGGAGUUCCCUAAGCCCAUCAGCAAGGCUGCUGCCAACCUUAUCAAGAGGCUUUGCAGGAACAACCCCUCCGAGAGGCUGGGAACACAGAGGAACGGGGUCAAGGAGAUCCAGAGGCACAAGUGGUUUGACGGGUUCGACUGGGAAGCUGUCCGCAAGCGCACCAGCACGCCACCCAUCCUGCCUUGUGUUCAUCAUCCCCCAGAAUAUCGAGAGUCCAGGCCACCUCAUGAUGACAGUGGCAACUCAUCACACACUGAACUUCCAGACUGGGACAAAGAUUUUUGAUGUUCUCACUGACUCAGAGCUGACAGACAGCCCAGGAAAAGGAGUGGCCCAUUGAUGUACUCUAUGGAUGUGACUGAGACACCUGGAUUGUUACUGUCUCUAAUGGGUUUUUGGACAUCUUCUGCAACACCCUUCUGUUUCUGUAUGACGGCAUGGAUAUGACCAAGAAUCAGUCACCGAUGAUAUUUACAUCAACUGCAACUCAACAUUUUCUCAAUGUUCUUUUCAGAUAUGCUAUGUGAAGUUGGUAAGAAAUAGAAACGUUGUUUCAACUUGAUGUCACUUGUGGAAAAAGACACUUUACGUUUUACAUGCUUAAAAUACUACAUUUUGUAUGGCUAAAUUAUUGAAUUGAAGUGUCAGAUAAGUGAUUUGUAAAAUAAAGCGUCAAAAAGGCUAU